AUGGGAUGCUACUCCCCAUACAGCCCCCAGGCCUGCCUAGUCCACCUCCUCAUGGCAUCCUCCCUGUACCCAGACACGCACAACAAGGGUGCCCAGGCCAGAAACAGGAAGGAGCAGCUCUUCGUCCUCCAGUUCCCAGGAACCGUAUCAGCCGACCCCCAACACCCCUCCCCAGAGCCUCACCUACAGGAGGACGGACACCUCGGACCCUCCCCGGUACCCGGUGCUGUAGGGAGCAACCUCAGCCCUGGACCUGGGAUGAGUGCCCUCGCCAGCCUGGGAUCAGGAGACAGGCUCUCCCUGGCUCAGCACCUGAGUGUCCACUCACAGGACACUCACCUGCAGAGGUGCCCUGAGCACCGUUAUGCCCAAGACAGCUGCUCCAUGCGCUGUGGCGCCCUGGACGGGCCGUGUUCCUGCCACCCGACAUGCUCCAGCCUUGGCACCUGCUGCUUAGAUUUCUGGGACUUCUACCUGAAGAUCUUGCCCUACUCAGGCUCCAUGAUGGGCGGCAAGGACUUUGUGGUGCGGCACUUCAAGAUGUCCAGCCCCACAGACACCAGUGUGAUCUGCAGGUUUAAGGAGAGCAUCCAGACCCUCGGCCAUGUGGACUCCUCCGGGCAAGUGCACUGUGUGUCACCCCUGCUCUAUGAGAGCGGCCACGUCCCCUUCACCGUCUCACUGGACAACGGCCACUCCUUCCCUCGUGCGGGCACCUGGCUGUCUGUGCACCCCAACAAAGUGUCGAUGAUGGAAAAGAGCGAGUUGGUGAACGAGACGCGUUGGCAAUACUAUGGCACCGCCAACACCUCAGGCAACCUCAGCCUGACCUGGCACAUCGAGGCGCUGCCCACACAGACCGUCACCAUCGAGCUGUGGGGCUAUGAAGAGACAGGAAUGCCCUACUCACAGGAGUGGACUGCAAAGUGGUCGUACCUGUACCCCCUGGCCACACACAUCCCCAACUCCGGCUCUUUCACCUUCACCCCAAAACCUGCUCCUCUCAGCUACCAGAGAUGGCGAGUGGGUGCACUUUGGAUCAUUGACAGCAAAAAUUACGCGGGGCAGAAGGACGUGCAGGCGCUCUGGACCAAUGACCACGCGCUGGCCUGGCACCUGAGCGAUGACUUCCGAGAGGACCCUGUGGCCUGGGCACGCACUCAGUGCCAGGCCUGGGAGGAGCUGGAGGAUCAGCUGCCCAACUUCCUGGAGGAGCUGCCGGACUGCCCCUGCACCCUGACCCAGGCCCGGGCUGACUCCGGCCGCUUCUUCACAGACUACGGCUGUGACAUGGAGCAGGGCAGCGUGUGCACCUACCACCCCGGGGCCGUGCACUGUGUGCGCUCUGUGCAGGCCAGCCCUCGGUGUGGCUCGGGUCAGCAGUGCUGCUACACAACAGAUGGGACGCAGCUCCUGACGGCUGACUCCAGCAGCGGCAGCACUCCCGACCGUGGCCAUGACUGGGGCGCACCCCCAUUCCGCACGCUACCCCGAGUGUCCGGCAUGUCUCACUGGCUCUACGAUGUCCUCAGCUUCUAUUACUGCUGCCUCUGGGCACCCGACUGCCCCCGCUGCAUGCAACGGCGGCCCUCCAACGACUGCCACAACUACCGGCCCCCGCGACUGGCCUCCGCCUUCGGAGACCCACACUUUGUGACCUUCGACGGCACCAACUUCACAUUCAAUGGGUGCGGAGAGUACGUGCUGCUGGAGGCAGUACUGACUGACCUGAGGGUGCAGGCACGGGCCCAGCCUGGGAGGAUGUCCAACGGCACGCAGACCCAUGGCACGGGGCUGACUGCAGUGGCCGUCCAGGAGGGCAAUUCAGACGUGGUGGAGGUCAGGCUGGCCAACGGGACCAGAGGUCUGGAGGUGCUGCUGAACCAGGAGAUUCUGAGCUUCGCCGAGCAGAGCUGGAUGGACCUGAAGGGAAUGUUCCUGUCGGUGGCUGCCAGGGACAGGGUCUCCAUCAUGCUGGCAUCAGGGGCCGGCCUGGAGGUCAGCGUGCAGGGCCCGUUCCUGAGUGUGUCCGUCCUGCUGCCUAAGAAGUUCCUCACCCACACCCACGGCCUCUUUGGGACACUGAACAACGACCCCACCGACGACUUCACCCUGCGCAGCGGGCGCGUCCUGCCCCUGGGCAGCAGUCCCCGGGAGCUGUUCCUGUUUGGGGCUGACUGGGCCGUGCACAACGCGUCCUCCCUGCUCACCUACAACUCCUGGUUCCUGGUCCACAACUUUCUGUACCAACCCAAGCACGACCCCACCUUCGAGCCCCUCUUCGCCGGUGAGACCACCCUCAACCCCAGCCAGGCACAAGAGGCAGCCAAACUAUGUGGCGAUGAUCAUUUCUGCACCUUCGAUGUGACGGCCACUGGGAGCCUGAGCACGGGCAAUGCCACUCGAGUGGCCCACCAGCUGCACCAGCGUCGCAUGCGGAGUCUGUAGCCAGUCGUGUCCUGUGGCUGGCUGGCCCCACCUCCCGACGGACGAAAGGAGGGCAACAGGUAUCUGGCGGGUUCCACCAUCUACUUCCACUGUGACAACGGCUACAGCCUGGCCGGGGCAGAGACCAGCACCUGCCAGGCUGAUGGCACCUGGUCCUCACCCACCCCGGAGUGCCAGUCAGGACGCAGCUACGUGGUGCUGUUGGGCAUCAUCUUUGGGGGCCUCGCGGUGGUGGCGGUGGUUGCGCUUGUCUAUGGGCUGCUGCGACGCAGGAAGGGCAACAUGUGAGACCCCCCAGCCCCUGUCCCGAGACCCCGGGGCAGCCGGUGGGACCGCCAAGUCUACUUCUAACUGCCCAGCCUGGAAACAGGAACCUAAAAAGUAUUAAUGACGGAGAUAGGAGAGGGAUGGGGCCCUGCUCAUUUUGUCUGGAGCUUAACCCACUUGAGGUAAAAGUUUGUGGCUGGCAGAGAGGUUGGUAAAUGACGGAGAAAUUGCAAGAAGGAGAGAAGCACUGAUUGUAGGAACCCCAAAUUCUAAAUACAACUGAGGACAAAGCCCUGGCUGCUCCUGCACUCUGUGUUGGGGGGAGACUGUACCGAGCCCAGCUUCCAACUCACUUGGUCAAAUGAGGAAACUCUCUGGGAAAAACGCAGUCUCUACAGUCAGCACUGCUUGGGGAGGAGAGUGGC
Molecule: messenger RNA, 3140 nt
Organism: Rhinopithecus roxellana (golden snub-nosed monkey)
Lineage: Eukaryota; Metazoa; Chordata; Mammalia; Primates; Cercopithecidae
Product: sushi domain-containing protein 2-like
Exons: 16
Source: RefSeq, a predicted model, not a curated record